Bactrocera latifrons is the source of this 7709-nucleotide messenger RNA. RefSeq lists its product as uncharacterized. The coding region runs from base 740 to 7618 and encodes 2292 amino acids. NCBI's taxonomy places the organism in Eukaryota, Metazoa, Arthropoda, Insecta, Diptera, Tephritidae. The transcript has 3 exons. The record is from RefSeq and is a predicted model, not a curated record.
GUGUAAUUGUAAUUGUAAUUGCGCUCGGUUGUUAUUUGUUGUUUGUGCGUUCGGUAUGUGAGUGGAAAUGGAAAAUGAUACAAAUCGAAUUGAGCAGGCGAAAAGGUAAAAGAGGCAAAAAAGCAAAGUGCAAAGUUUGCGAAAAACAAUAUUAAAAUAGAAUUUAAACAUAAAUAUAAGCACAAUAACGCAUGCAUAAAAUGAAAACACCAAGUGGCUGUUUCACAACAACAACAGUCGGCGUCGCCGUAGAUGCGCUGUUGUUCAACUGAUUUUCAGUUGGAUGGGAAGGGGUGCCGUGUUGGCGACCAGUGUAAAAAAGAGCUGUCGCACAAAGUGCAAUGUUGAAAAUUCAACUUAAGUUUCAAAAUGAAAUAACACCAACAAUAGCAACAACCACAAACGUAUAGCAAUCAACCAACAAUAGCUUUAACAACAUAAGAAUAUUUAAUAUUUUCAAUUGCCAUCAACGCAAUUGCAUUUAUGUAAAAAAAAAAAACAAGACAACAACAAUAUAACGGUGUGCCUACAGCAGCAACAAUAGCAGGAGUACAAGAAACACUUUGUUUAGCGGUGAUAGUAACAGCAACAACAAUAACAACACUGGGGAACAAGCAGUAUUUGGUCGAACACGUGGGGUGGUGGACGGGCGUUUUGGGGUGAAACCGCAACCAAAUAGUUUCAACACCGUUUGCCGGAAGUUGGCUUUUCGUUAACGCAAAGUGGUAGACUUCAGAGCAUGGAUGCUACGACUGUUGAAUCUAUAAUCGCAAUGCCGCUGGGCGCCACCAGCAACAGCAAUAYCAACAUGAGUUGUGGCAGCAGCAGCAGCAGUAACAGCAGUGGCUAUGCGAGCGCCACCACCCCCACCAAUCCCGCCUCAGCCGGCAGUAGCAGUAGUCACAGCCAAUAUUCGGACUCGCAUUCCAACACACCGGUGGGCUUGGUCGAGCCGACACCUGUGGCCACGAUAGCUGCCGUAACGCCGUACUACAAUGAAACGUUCCAGCAGCAACACCACCAGCAACAACAGCAGCAUCAGCCUACACUUCAUCAUCCACCACAUCCACAGUUCCCACAUCAAACACAUUCAUAUCAAUUAACGGAGCCGUUGCCUACAUCCUCGCAAUUAGAUAAUACAUACGAUUCGUACCCUUAUAUCAGCGGUGGCGAAAGCUAUCAGCAGUCCAGUGGUGGUGGUGAACGCAAUUUAUUGGGCAUGCGGCAUGCUACAUCGUAUUAUACAACCUUGGAGAAGCCGAGUAAGCAGCUCACGCAGGCAGCUGUACAGCCACACACUAAUACUGCCAACAGCAACAAAAUUUACAAUAACAAUAGCAGCGAAAUCGCGCUCCGUUCUACAAAACGUAUUGGUGAGUCGAAUACACCCGCUAAACCGCAGGCCGCCGCAACGCCGUUCUAUGCGAAUUCAGCGCAGACGGGUGGUUCGGGCACCUAUGGGGACCCCAUCAAAUAUAGAAUGUCUACUGGAACCAAAUUGCCAACCCUUGGCGAUUAUCUGAACUACGGGAACCAACCUUUAGAUAUUAGCAACACAGGGAAUUAUACGCAAAGCUUUACGCAGCAUCACGCAGGAAAACCGCUACAGGACGUGCCGUAUGGUGCGAGUCCGACGCAUGUGAAAGCAUUCAACAACAUGCCGAAUACGCGCUUGCCGCAACAACGUCUAAGCAUGCAUUACGGCAAUACAGCAAUGCCUGUCGGCAUUCCUAUCGGCAAUGCGUCGAAUAACAGUAACGGCAGCAACAGUAGUAGCAGCAUUUAUAUCGAUAAGUAUGAUAAAUAUUUGUACAAUGCAGUGAGCACCGUGGCACAGUCACCGUACUAUACAACCACACCACCCGCCAACCUCUCAGCAAUGCCCUACAAUGCAGUAUCAUACGCUCCCGCGCCGACUGCAUCUACGUCAGUGCCACCACAGUAUGCUGCUGAAAUUCCCAACGACGCCUACCGCAAGCCAUCGGCCACGUCGGCUUGGCACUGGAGCAUGGACUAUGCCAACGGUAAUUGUCGCACGCUGCCACCGCCCAACGGCAUACCUACUGCCGCCAUACCGCCGACGAAUGCCAGCUAUGUAGGGAGUAACGCCACAGUCGCCGCCGCCAAUCGUGAUAUAUACUACACUUCUGAGAAGUAUAGCAACAAAUAUGAUAAGUACAAUUCAUACUAUAACCCACACCAACAGUAUAUGACGUCGAAUGCGACUGGACGUAGUGCCUGGUCGAAUUCGCCACAUUCCUCAGCACACCUUGUACCCACACUGGCCGAACGUUUGUCACACCCUUAUCCACACCAUGCACCGCUAACUACGGGCGGCGUGCCAACCGCUUUGGCGCCGUCUGCACAUCCCUCCCUCGCAUAUCAUCAUCCCUACACGCCUUCCGUGGCUACAGCCACCGCGCGCCAAAAUUGUUGCUCACAAUUUCAACAACAAAACUGCUACUAUCCUCGUACGGCACACCAUCCUCACCUCCCACCGAACACGUAUAACCCACACUCGCAAACGCCUCCGUACGGCUCCAGCAGUACUGCAAUCGGCAGCGGUAACAGUCCUGUCAUCAAAUAUAACGUGCUAGAUUAUGGACCAGUAAACAAAUCAAAGGUGAAUACAAAUGAUGUCUACGCUGCAACGCCCGCAUACGAAGCGACGAACAUGAAUUAUCAUUCCCAUCCGGCAGGUAUGGCCCACAAUGCUCAAUAUGGGAACGCUAUGGCACCUACUGCCGUCGUUGCACAUCCACCGCUCAAUCGUAAUAUGACACCGGGUUCCCACAGUGACAUCACAACUGCUUUUUAUAAUGAUCUCAAUAUGCAAACCAACUAUGACAGCUAUAUGGGGCCUAUACAAUCUACGCCGUUAGUUGAAGAGCGACGUGAAAGUUUAGUCCAAAGAGUUGACCAUUUACCCAAUUUGCCACCACCCUACACGCAGUCUACUUCUACGAAGAAUUCAUUAAUCGACUAUCGGAAGCCCGCGGUUACGCCAAAUGAUGACAGUUUCAUAGCAGAGCCAACGCUCACCAAUUUAGAUGAGCAUAUGGCUACCAAUAUGAGCCAGAACCAAUACGAUAAUAGCUAUGGUCUGACCAGAGCAUUGGAACCAAUCGACGACGGCAUGUAUGGCAAAUCAGCAACGCGUGAGAAUACAGUUAAGCCUGGAAACCCAACACCGACAACACCCACCACUAAAACUUACUCUAGCUUGCGAGAUUUUCUCAGCACAUGGAAUGAGGAUGAAGAGGAUUACGGUGGCGCCGAUGAGCUACAGUUUGUUGAGAACGCACCACAAACGAUUGAUCAAGUCAUGCGUGUCGAAGAUAAUACUAACUGUGUUGAAGUAAUAAAUAAAAUGUCGAGCUUGCAAGAACUUCCCACCGAAGCGAAUACACCAGCUGCCUAUGUUGGGGACUCCGCACCGCUAUAUAGGGCGCAACCCCAACCCUUAGUUAUAAAUAACUUGCAAAUAAAAGAAGAUUAUUAUCCACACCCAAAGACGCAACCAAACAUCGGCGCUGGUAGCACCAUUAAUAUGGAUCAAAAUCAGUAUGCAAAUAUAAACUUACCUGACAUUGUCAUCGAUAUCGAGAAGUCGGGCGGCGCAGUGCCAAAUAUAUCAGGCGCAACUAAGGCACCAAGCAACAACAAUGUUGUCGGAAAAUCCAAUGACAAGGACGUAAGCUUGGAUUGCUUCGAUGUAGAAAAAGAGCUCGAUGAACUAGAAUCAAUAAAGGUGGUGAAGAUACCAAAAAUUAAUACCGAUACAACGCCCAUGCGCAACGGUAGCGUCAUCAUGAAAGCGGCUACCGAAGCGCUCGGAGUAGUUACACCCAAUGCAAUGCUCGAAUCAGAAAAUCUUGAAAUAAUUGCUAAUCUUAAAGCCGUAAAUACUUCUGCUGUACCAAAAAUGGCAGAAAAAUUGGAGAAAGACUUUUGUUUCGCAGAGCACCGACCAGAACAGUCCUUAUUAACCGUCCAGGCAAAGAGCGACAGCACAUUCGAUAGAAGCAUUGAAUGUGACAAUACAACCAGUUCGAAUGGUUCCACAUUUGAGAAGGAAUACGAGACCUUCAUUAAUAAAAUUGGAAAUGAGUUUGAAUACAAGGUUAGCAGUAACAAUGAGAACUAUUUUACUACAGCUGUAAGCAACAAAUUAGUUCAUUCCGAUAUCAAUACUAAUGUUGCCGUAAACCAGGAAGUGCCAACAAAUGAAAUAAAUAACACAGCGGUCAAACUAAAUACGGAAAGCGAUAUGGAGAUAGCACAAAAAAUUAAAAGUUUUUCGAAGUUUCAUAAACGAAAACGAAAAUUUUCGGAAACGACCAAUAAUCCAAGUAAAAUUCCGAAGCAAUCGCACGAUCUUGAACAAGAAGUGAAUAAGGAAACUAUUUCUACAGAGACCUUCUCCAAACCUUACAGAACAAAAGACUACAAUGUCCGCUUACACACACUUCGUUUAAAAUAUAUAAAAAGACGACAAAACAAAGGUCCUUCUUUCUAUCAACGCAGGAUACGGGCACUAUAUCAUCAGUUCGUUAAGAUUAACAAACGACUCAUUAUAUCCAGUAUGUUAAGAGAAGAAAUGGUCAAAGUCUCGCUAAAACACUUACCGUUAAUCGACCGCAUAAAUAGCACUACACUACCAACUACAGAUGGAAGCGAUAUCAAACAAUAUUUCAAUCCGCAAACAUUGAAAUUCCUGUGCGUGGCUUUCAUUAACUCAGAGCUGUUCCAAAACAAACUCUUGAAGGGUGCUGAGAUGUAUAAAGAAAUUGAUAAAAUCCCAGAAACAAAUACCAAUGAAGAAAGUGUAAGGGAUAGCCCAAUGCUGCACGAAGUGAAAGACUGUGAAGCGAAAGAAAAUACUAUCAACGAGGUCUGUAAUAAGGUAACAUGUCCACCUUCAUUGACAUCAUUCGCAGAAAACAUUUUUGAAGAGAACGUUCGAAACGAACUUUCUAAUAAAAGUUCAGAAAUUGAUGAAUCAGAAUCUUCAAAACAGUCACCGGAAGAACCUCUAAUAGCUGAAUUGGGUCUCAAGACCAUUGAGGUUACUCAAAACGACGUUAAUUUGAAGAAUCACAUUGAUUUUGACAUGCCAACUACUUUGGAUGUGAAGGAUUCCAAAAUGGAGCUCGAUAGCAUUGAAACGGAUAAAAUCGAAGAAGUUCAUAGUCCUGGUUGUAUUACAGUACCAAUGGUUAAUAAUAUAGAACCUGAUGCAGAAUGCAUUAACACAAGGCCUACUCAUGAUGAUGAACAUGACCGAAAUGAUAAUAGAGUGGAAAUUAAGGAAAUUGAAUCCGAAGCAUAUGAUGCUGAUAUAUCAGGGGAUGGUGAAAUCGUAACCAUGAAAUCUUUAACAAAAGAUAUUGACAAACCCUUUUCCGAUUUAAAUACAAGUGUAAAUAUAAUGGAUAUUUUAGAGAACCAGUGGAUUUGCAAUGAAAGUGCUGAAAAUAGAUCACCUGAUAUGGAAAACCUGGCGUGUUUAACCAAAAAUAUCGUAAGCCAAGUUAUUCCACCAAAUGAUUCUGAAGAUCAUGUGAAUGAGAUCACCGAAGAUAACGGACAAAAAGCGGCAGUUACUGAUUUAGUUGACGAGAAAGUUGAAAAUAGGGAGUUGGAAGCAAUGGAUCUGACGUGUUCCGCAGAAGUUGAGGAGAAUUCAAUACAUAAUCAGAAAACAGAAGUACCUGAAUGUGCAAUCUCCGUACCUCAGAAUGAGAAUUCGUUAUCUGGAUUUUCAGGACCGUGCAACAUUAUGGACCUCGAAGACACAUUUAAGGUUGCUGAAAAUCCAACAGGGUUUGACAGUAGUCCUUUAACCAUCAUGGAAGUUGCUGCACAUAUGGUUUCUCCAGCACAUAUGAAGAACGAAAAUAGUAAUGACGCAGACAUUAUAAUGCUAAACGCAUUUGAUCUAGACGAGCAAGCAAAACUACCAAAUCACUUCAAUAGAGAUGUAGAUUUAUCUGAAACAGAGAAUGGCCUUGAUAUGUUUGGAGCUAGAAGAAGUGCAGAACAUUUCACAACAACGUCGAAAAAUUACUUCACGAAGAAUAUGGAUCUUGACGAACAUUUAUCAGACAGUAACUCAUCAAGCAAUACUGAUUCAUCCACAUCAUCUUCUAGCCGCAGAUCGAGCACAUCCUCAUCGUCCAGUUCCACUUCGUCGGCGGACGAGAAUUCUCAAAGUAGCCUAACAACGGUGCAAAGCGAUUUCAAUGAAAUGAAGGAGCUGGAAAGAGAACUUUCGCAACAUCAGGCAAAUGAAGCGGGUAUCUCACUUGAGCUUGAAAAUGGCGAAAAGAAUACGGCAGCGACCAAUAUCGAAGAUAACAGUGGCAAUGAAGUAUAUAUCAAUUCUUCGAAAACGAUAACGGAGAACGACAUUAAAACCUUGAAAAAAAUAUUAGAAAGCGAUAGUGAUGGGCAUGAAGAGAUAAGUACAAACCUUGAGGAUGUUAAAACCGAUACAGUGGACGAUGAAAAACAAAGUGCCGACAAAACAACAAGCGUUUUGAAACAGCAACAAGCCGAAACAGUGAAUGGUGUGGCGGAAGAUAACAAACUAAUGCAAAAUGAAGAUUGCGUUGCAAUUAACGGUGAAGCAAACGUGACAAUGGCUGCGGCAGAGCGUGGCUGUAUGGGUACGGAGGUGGUGGAAGAGUGUGUAGAGAGUUGUGAGAAGUCGUGCGAUGUCGAAGGUUUGGCGCGUGAACUCGCAGUGGAAGAAAACCAGCCGCAGAAUGAAACUGUGUUUUGCGCAGCAAUAAAUAUCGAUGAUAAUGAUGAUGACAACAGUGGAGUACCGAGUUUGAAGAAACUAUCGCUGGACUAUAUAGAGCGAGUAACUUCCACUGAAAAUCAUACGCUAAAUAACCGAACUGAGGAUGCGUUAAAUAGUAAAAUACCAAAGCUAAGUGACCUUUGUAAUAUUGCCUUAAGUAGUUCCUUUGAAAUUAGCGCCAACAACAACAGUAACAACAACACAAACCAAAACACGCCCGAAGCGUUGGACCGUGAAUUGAGCGUUGAAGAAGCUUUAGCCGAAAUGUAUCGACAAGCCGGUGUCACAUCAGAUCCCGAAGACGGCGAUGCUGAGGAGAGAGAAGCUCAAGAUGUAGUACUAAUUAAUUUAGAAGAAAUUUUAGUUAACGAUAGUGAUUUAUAUGUUUUACAAUGUGAUAUGAAUGAAAAUGUGCUCAGCGUUGUGGCGCAUGCUCAGGCCAGCGAUUUGCCCAUGCAAGUCGAUGAAGGUAUAGAAGAUAUUGAAAGAGCUGUAAAUGCUGAAAUGCAUGCAGAAGAAAUGAUGGGUUUAGAAAGUCCACAAGAAGGAGUGGUAGUGACCGAUGAUAUGCAAACCGAUUAUCUCGAGUCAUUAGUGAAUGUAGACGAUGCCGUAGAUAAUUCCCCAUCUGCACUACCGUUAACCCCAUACAUUACACCCCCCCACACAGUAGAGUACGUUGAAGAUGAGUUGAGGAUCACGAACGAUGACUCACUCAAUACACAAUUCGAUUUUCCCGCCAUACAUCACGAAGAAAUCGUCUCGCAUGAUUACAAGCGGCUCAAACGACAGGCCCCACCAUGGUAAUCGUGUACUCAAAAAAUAUAUACAUCGUUGGAUAUUGCAAUGCUUGAUAGCGAGAUUCAGGGAGCGGGAAUUGAGGAAGGCCCACAUGUAU